Priapulus caudatus is the source of this 7808-nucleotide messenger RNA. Its product is annotated as la-related protein 1B-like. Gene Ontology annotation, molecular function: RNA cap binding. The transcript has 22 exons. Gene Ontology annotation, biological process: positive regulation of translation; mRNA stabilization. Lineage: Eukaryota; Metazoa; Priapulida; Priapulimorpha; Priapulimorphida; Priapulidae. Gene Ontology annotation, cellular component: cytosol; cytoplasmic stress granule. The record is from RefSeq and is a predicted model, not a curated record. The coding region runs from base 406 to 3708 and encodes 1100 amino acids.
CGUACACUGCUCCUAGCCCGAACAACCCCGAAUGUGCCCGAACAUCAAUAUCGGGCACAUGCGACCUUUUACAGUGUGCCGUGUGGUAAUGGCGACGUGCGUGUUUCCCGAAAUUGUGUAUGUUUGAAAACAGUAUGCAAUGUUCGGCAAUAGCGUUGCUUUAACAUAGCCUCGAUAUCUGCAUUAUAUAGGUUGCAUUAUACAUUACCAGUAAACAGAUUUACUUCUUGAACAUGGAAGGAGACAAAUUUUCAAGAGUUAAAUCUGUAAUGCAUCUAAAUGCAUAAUUGUGGGCUGAUCUGGUUUCGCGAGGUGGACAACCUAGAACCGAUUUGGUAAAAAGUGAGACUGAAGCAAGUGUCAAUCUCCUCGAGUCUCUCUUCAGAUACACUAGUUACCAAGGUCAUGGCAACCGACGUUGCAGAGCACCUUGUGGGCAGUGCGAUGGAGGAGCCGUCGUCAGUUGUGGACGCAGCAGACGACUCUGGCACUGCGAAGUCAAUUCCUGAGGUGAGGAAUACCAGGGUGGAGGCCGUGGAGAGUUCCACCACUGCAGAAACCAGUGAUGUUCAAAAGCAAAGCAGUGAUAAUGUACAGGGUGAUAGUGACUCAAGCAGCAAAGACCCAGAUGUUGAAGCUCAGAAGAAGAAAGAACUCAAACCUGCACCACUUCCCACUGUAAACCCCUGGACUAAUAGCAGCCAGAAAGCUGCCCCAGUGGCUGCUGUUGCUCCAGCUACGAAAAGUUCUGUACCGGUGACGACUAGCUCGCAUUCAAAAGCAACAGGACUGCUUCAGCCCCAGCCAACAGUUGUGAUAGCAGGUGGUGAUAAGAAAAAGGCUGGGAGUGACUUCAGUGAUAUCACAAAUUGGCCAACUCCAAGCGAACUGAAAGAGCCUGCGAGAACAAAGCAGCAACCUUUGAUUGACAAUGAUGAAUCCUCGAAAGAAAACAAGGAGUCCAGUCAGACCAAAACACCUGUGCCGAAAAAGAAAAGUAAAGAUAACAAUAAGAAACAGAAGUGGGUGCCAUUGAACAUACAUCCAGCUAAAGGCGAUCGCCAUGGCAAGCCACCAUUGAACAGGCGGGGAGGAUCAAGUGUCAGCAAUGACAGAGGAGGUGAAAGUUCGAGCUUGACGGACAGGCGAAGCAGCACCGGCAUGGAGACACGAUGGAGAGGCAGAAUGCGUGGUAGGGGUCGAGGCAGGGGAGCUGGCAGGGGAAGAGCUGACCACAGGAUGCAUGGAUCCCAAGAUAACCUGCAGAAUCAAGAGCAGUUUGCAUCUGGUGCCCCCUUUAUUGCUGCCGGAGUUCCAUUCCAUGGAGCAUACUACUUCCCUAGUCAGUUUCCGUCAGUUGGUGAGGGAACAUUAAGGGAGUACGUGCGAAAACAAAUCGAGUAUUACUUCAGUGAUGAAAACUUGAUGAAAGACUUCUUUCUCCGGAGGAAAAUGGACUCUGAGGGAUACCUGCCUGUAUCCCUUAUUGGUAGUUUUCAUAGGGUGCAGGCUCUGACACAAGAUGUGAAAUUUAUUAUUGAGGCUUUGAAAGACAGCACUGAGGUUGAAGUCAAUACAGAUGCAACUAAAGUUAGGUCAAAGGAAAAUCCCUGCAGGUGGCCGAUAGCUGGUCCACCAGUCCACCACACAACAGAACUUCAUCCUAAUGUACCAGAGUUUGUGCCAGGAAAACCGUAUACUGUACCUGAAGGAGACACGGGCUCAGAACCAGGAUAUGAUAAUAACUAUAGCAAAUCUCUGGAGAAAUCUGAUACCGACAGGCUGAAAACAUUGGAGCUGCGUAGUGUAACUAUGCCAAAUGUGCCUGGUUUGUCCCAGAGCUUGCCAGAGCGAGAGCCAUUCAAUUGGACCCAGGUCAAGCGUAGACCAAAGAAAGAGAGGAGCAAGAUAAGAGACAAGGAAAAGUCGCCCCAGCUAAGAGGGGAGCCGUUCACUUCCCAGGAAGAGCUCAAUUUUAAGUUUGAUGAGGAGCUUCAGGCAAUUGGCCAGCGAACGAAAUUUAACGAUGAGUGGUCGGAGGAUUCUGACGAGGAGUUUCCGGACCGUGAGAUCAACAAGAUCAUCAUCGUCACGCAGACGCCGCCGGUCAACAAGAAGCACCCGGGCGGCGACCGCACCGGUGACUUCACGCCGCGCGCAAAGCUCAGCUCCGAGCUGGCGAUGGUCAUCAACGACGGCCUCUACUACUACGAGGAGGACCUGCACAAGACGCGAGAGAUGAGAAUGAUGCACAACCAAUAUAAGAAAGUUGGGGUUAUUACGCAAGAAGCGUUUGGACAGCUAAACCCUGAGCAAGGCAUGUCUAUGAUGGAACAAGAGGUGCCGCCUUUCUUCCCCUUACCUCAGCCAUCAAUUAACAUACCUGCUUCUCUAUCAGGUCCGGCAGGGACAAGUGUCUGCCAUUCCUUGCCAACAGAAAUCCCUAGGAUACCCCACCACCAACAUAACUUACGGGGAGUGGGGUUAAGGGCCAGAGGAAGGAACAAGGCUGUGCCAAGGGCAGAACCUCGCUUCUACCCUGUUGUAAAGGAUGGCAGGCCACCAGAUGAGAAGACUCCAAGAAAGCGCAAGACGAAACACGGCCACAAUCCACCAGUGGAGCACCAUGUAGGCUGGAUCAUGGACGUGAAGGAGCAUAGGCCGAUACGCUCACGAACUACUUCACAGAGUAGUACCGGUACAGCCGAUGGAUCUAUCAUGUUGGGUAGCAGCUUUGGUGCAGGAACCAGCAGUGCAGGAAGCACUCCCUCCUCACUGCCCACCUUCCAGCAUCCUUCUCACGCCCUCCUGAAAGAGAACGGAUUCGUUCAGCAUGUCUAUCACAAAUACCAUCACAAGUGUCUAAAAGACCGCAUCAAGAUGGGCGUGGGACAGUCACAGGAGAUGAAUACUCUCUUCAGGUUCUGGUCAUUUUUUAUACGUGACAACUUCAAUCGAAAAAUGUAUCUUGAGUUCAAGAAGGCUGCGAAUGAAGAUGCAGCUGCAGGUUACAGGUAUGGACUGGAGUGCUUAUUUCGAUACUACAGCUAUGGUCUUGAGCGCAAGUUCAGGGCAGAUUUAUUUAAAGAUUUUGAAGACGAGACCCUGCAUGAUUCUGACAACGGUCACUUGUAUGGCCUGGAAAAGUUCUGGGCAUUCCUCAAGUAUUACAAGGGUAGCAAACGACUGAAGAUCAACAGCAGGUUACAAGAACGGUUAUCCCACUUUAAAAGGCUAGAAGACUUCAGAAUGGAUCCGUACAUACUGGAAAAGUUGGAAGCAGAUGAUCAGAAGAAGAGGCACUCCAGCCAAGAGGAUGACACCCCGGCCAGGUCUGAUGCAGGUGCUGGCAGUUUCAGCUCUAGGCCUCCGCGGAAGGACAGUCGUGGGAAAAUUGCUGCCAGGCGGCGCUCCGACACUUCUCCUCCGAAGAACCUGCCGACAUCGCCCUCCAUGCCAGAUCCACAGCCCGCACCAACGCUGCCUGCCGACAGGCCAAAGUCAGAGUGUCCGGUGCAGCUUCCGUCCAUGUUUGAACAGCCUCCGAAUGAUAAGGUGGACGUGAAGCCAAAAGAAGCCAUUUCGAGCAUUGCCGAAGAGGCGAGCGAUGAAGCCAGCGGUGAGGGUCGACAGAAAGGCGGGGAAACUGCCAGAGGCCAUUCGGCGGAGCUACCGGCAGCUGUAGUCACCAAUCCGGAAAGCUCAUAGGAGUAGCAGAUGCAGGGAGAUCGGGAAGCGUGGUAGGUGUUUGUUAGAAUUGUCAUGAGAAUAGCGUAUCAGUGCCUCAAUGUUUUGUCUUUGAGGUUGGUGGAGUUUCAUGCUGCCGAGUUUAUACCAUGUGCAUGUAUCAGGGUAAUUCAUAAUGUUUGUAUCAAGUGAUGCUGAUAUUAAUAAGCUAGCAGAUAGCAGAUGUAGAGGUAUCACUUAUAGUUAUACUAUAAAAAGCUGUGAAACACUACCCUUCUCUCCCUGACAUGUUACACUGGUAAAUGAUAUGCAUAAAGAUUGAGAUCUGUUUGUUUGCUUUAGCAUUUCUUAGUGGUCUUUACAGAAUAUAUACAAUAUAUAUGAUCAUAGCGACAUAGUCGGCCACAUUUAUCCCUGUUUUGUAUGUAAUCUUAAAGAUCUUACUGUUAUUGCUUUGUGAUUUUAUUUCAGUAUACUUUUAAUCGAUUUCAAUUGAAUUAGUUUUUUAACAUGGCAAAGCAGUGAAGUUUAACCUGUUCAUUAUUAAGUGGCUAGGAUGCAAACCUUUAAAAAUGCUAAUUUUGCAAACUUGUUGGCAACAACUUUCGAUUCUGUGGGUAGGAAAAAUGAUUCGGCUUGCAAAACAGAGAUAGUCACGCAAUUGUAUCAUUUAGUCAUUUAUCCGGCCAUGCACAUAUGUGCCAACUGCACAACAAACUAGCCUUAUUUUUAUGCUUCUUUUAUCUUCUGACAGCUGGAUUGUAAAUUAUGGAUCAUUGAUGAGUUUUGGAUAUAGAAGCCUAUCCCCCAGAUCGGCACUGGUAAUUUUUGAGCAGUACUGGCUUAAAUUUUAUGAAUUUUAUUAUUGAUUAUAUAGUUUGAAAUCGGGGUUAGCUGGGUUUUCCGACUUAUUUCCUUGACCGCUUAUGAAGGUGUAUGAUUAGCCUCUACGUAGGUCAGUCUUCAUCGUUAGUGCUGAUUAGUAUAAAAAUCAGCAUGUUUGUAUGCCGACAAGCUGAAAGAUUUUAGCCAUGUCAAGCUGACUUACAAUAAAAUUAACUUCCCGAUGUUGUACUGAAUAGUCAUAGAUUUACAUGAAUGUGAUUAAAACCAUAUGUAAAAGAAUGGCAAUUGCUGCCAACCUAGUACACAUUCUUUCAGAUAACUUGCUUUAAAAUGUCAUGUUUAAAUAUAAUAAGUAUAAUUAAAAAGUUUCUAUGCUAACUAGUGUGUAGCAUUGUGCAAAAUUGUUUAAAAAAAGCAUGAAGGGGUGUGUAUGUGCAAUUUACCCAAAUCUUUGUAUUUUAUGCACCAUGCCACGUUCCCCAAUUUAGGCAAAUUCGGUGAGUCAUUCUAUAGUAUAUACAUGACCUUUACAGCCUGAAAAUGGCUCUAAAUCCCACCAUUGAUAUUAGUUAGUGUGAUUUUUAAGAUAUGUGUAAUAUUUUUGGUUCCCAUGAAAGCUUGGUGAUGCCAUAUAAGUUUAGCAACUGGUUUGUAGUAACAAGUCUCUAAACCAUGAAUGUUACUGACAGGAUUGGUAAGUCAUAGCCUCUGCAAAUCUUCGAGAACUCAUUAACAGUAGUCAUACUAAUUAAUUAUCAGGGUGGAAAAAGUGUUUACCUACGCUGAACUGUGCAUGCAUAGUAUUGUGACAUAUGCAACCUGAAUUUUUGUAGUGUUGGAGAUGCUUAUACUGCCUUUCAUGCAUAAAACGUGGAUUAAUGUGCUAAUAUGUAAAUGUAGUAAUGGUCCUACUACUAAUAGCUUAAGUUUUUUUGCGUAGUGAUACUUGCACAUGGUUAACAAAGGCAUUUACACAUAAACAUCAUUUACCUCAGUAUAAUAGUGUGUUGAUUUGUUUAGUUUAAGUGACCUCAGUAUAUAAGAAAUGCAUUUAAUUCAUUCUUUGUGGGUGCCCAAUUACUGGCAUAAUGAGAUGUGCCUGUUGUAGAUCGUAGUGGUGCUCCAAAGUGAGAAAAAUUCAGGAUAGAGGUCAUGAUACAUGUCCUUGAGUGUUGCCUAUGAAGUCGCACUUUUAGUUCACACUAGUAAUCCUGAAUCGAUGUGAAGCCGACUGGGGUCGUUUGCAAAGCGGUUGCGCGGGCAUACGUGUCGCUAUGCUUGUCAGUGGUUAGCAAUCGCGUACGUGUUGUAAACAUCAGUCGACUCGAAUUGGUUUCUGUUCGCAAGAAUAUGAAUGAAAUAUUAGAUGCAUUCUUGUUAAAACUAACGAAUCAUGAAUAGGUAACUAAACAAAGCUAGACUCAGAUAUGAGAGGGUUAACUGUUGUUUUCACUGAUUAUUUGAGUUAGAAUACAAAUAUCCUUCCAUUAAUGCACCUUUGGCAGGGAAACAGCUAGAAUGAGGCGUAAUUUCUAUAUAUCAUUCGUUGCCAUAAGAGUCCAUGUUUCUGUAUCUGUUGAGAAUUUAAAGUAGCAAACUGGAAAUGAUUUGCCAAUACUGUGAAUCAAAAAUGAUGUAUUUGUAGCAAGGUGAACCCAUAGCCAUUGUUUAAAAAAAAAGGUCAGUGUAAUGGAUUUAACACUCGACAUUUCUAUUCCAAAGCAUAUGAAAAUUAAACGCCUUGCAAGUAAUGUGGGAUGAAUAAAUGUAAAAUGGACUGGAUAAAACAAAUAUUUUUAAUAUUCACUCCUGAUAUUAACUUGGAAUUAUGAGACUACGUUACCAUUACUCAGCUGGAAAUGUUUUGUCACACUCUGUCUUCGGAGAAAGUCGCUCACGCCAGCAAUUUCAAACAUUUUUGAAGCAUUAGUUGACCUGACCAACGUCAUUGCUACAUAUAAUGAAGUUGUCCAUGCAUUUGGAUCAACAAUUGGGUUUGUCUAUACGAGGAAGUUUGCGUACACUGUUGUACUGUCUGUCUGAAUAGAAAACUCAUAAAGGGAAUGCAAAGACUAUAUGCAUUUCCGUGAUCAGUCAGUAAUUUUUCCAGUUAUCUCUGAAAUAUAUCUCGUAUAUGGACGUGUUAUCGCGUGUUAAUUGUCACCACAUGAUACAAAUAGUGUAAUGAUGCCGUAUGUGUGAGCUGUUGAUUAGCUCUUGCCUAUUCCGUUGUUAAUGCGGCUGCACAUGGAACCCUAUUUUCGUUUAUAGAAAGAGUUUAUGCAUAGAAGACGUAGAUUUAGUAGCAGGUUUAAUAUUUUCACUUGAUAAUGCGCCAUUGCAGGUUCACACAUAACGGUGUCAUAUAAUCAGAAGGGGAUAAUAGAAUUCAAGAUCUCUAGAGUAGAAUUCUAUUAUCUACGUCUGUUAUAACCAAAUGCUCUGUGGUCGCCAAGGUGUUCCUAACUCUUUAAAAACGCACCGUACAAUUCCCUUAGGUAAAAUAAGUCAAUGUUAUUAUUAUACUAACAAUUAAUAUUUAUUCAUUUCUUUACACUGUUAGUCAGUUUGCGGCUUGAAUUAGUUUAGGUGUGGGAGAUCUCUGAUGUUUCUGUCCUUAUACGUGUGCUGGCAGCGUAACCUACUACGAUUAAUUUUUUACGGUCUUACUCUUACGUAUAGUAUUACUUUAUUAACUGGUUGGUGUGAAGCUCUAUUUUUAUCUAUCGCAGCAAAAUACUGCUAGAAUAUUAUGCAUGUUGAUGGGGUGUGGGGUAGGGCCUACUUGUAUAAUGAAACUUGAAUUUUUCUUCUCUCACAACAGUGCAAACGAAAUUAAAACAAGAAAUUUGUAGUAGAAAUGGUAAUUAUAUUGAUAUGUAACUCCACCGUUCUGUUCUUGAUACUUAUUUUUCUGAUCAUAGGCUUCGUAUAGAUACCUGAAGUUGGGAAUACUUGUGUCAGUGUUGCCAAGUUGAUUAUUUUUCACUUCUUAUUUACAUGUGGAUAUUUCAGUAUUUGUGCGUGCCUGCGCACGUGUGCUAUAAUUAUUUUACAUUUGCAGCAACGUAGGGAAAGUGCCAUUUCAUAUCUUAAUGUUUGAAAGUGCACUUGGCAAUGUAAUAUGUGUUUUGGAUAAACUAAACUGCAUAAUUUUAUAUUAUCAUAGGUAGUUUUAAUGUUGGUAGUGGUUAAUAUUAUGAUAAAUAUCAUGUAGUUAGUAUACAUGUAGAAACUACAUUAUAAAAUAAGAAUAAAAAAUGAACAAAACCGAC